This is a messenger RNA of Gavialis gangeticus (Gharial), 7164 nucleotides long. Its product is annotated as myosin-16. The record is from RefSeq and is a predicted model, not a curated record. The transcript has 43 exons. The coding region runs from base 1 to 5838 and encodes 1945 amino acids. Gene Ontology annotation, cellular component: myosin complex. NCBI's taxonomy places the organism in Eukaryota, Metazoa, Chordata, Crocodylia, Gavialidae. Gene Ontology annotation, molecular function: cytoskeletal motor activity; ATP binding; actin filament binding.
AUGCCUGGUGCGUAUAAAGGAGAGUGUGGGGACGAUGUGGACCCCAUGCCAUACCUGGCUCCUCCUGAAAAAGAGAAGAUCGAGGCCAUGAACAAGCCCUAUGACAUCAAGAAGUCAUGCUGGGUGAAGGAUGAAAAGGAGGGUUUUAUCGCUGGUGAGAUCCAGUCGGAUGCGGGUGACCAAGUCACUGUGAAGACUGUGGCCAACCAGACCCUCACUUUGAAGAAGGAUAAUGUCCAGCAGAUGAACCCACCCAAGUUCUACCAGAUCAGUGACAUGGCCAACAUGACCUUCUUGAAUGAGGCCAGCGUCUUGGACAACCUGCGUCAGCGUUAUGUCCACAUGAGGAUCUAUACCUACUCCGGUUUGUUCUGUGUGACUAUCAACCCCUACAAGUGGCUGCCCAUCUAUGGAGCCCGGGUUGCCCAGAUGUACAAGGGCAGGAAGCGUACAGAGAUGCCUCCUCACCUGUUCUCCAUCUCUGACAAUGCCUACCAUGACAUGCUCAUGGACCGUGAGAACCAGUCUAUGCUGAUUACUGGAGAAUCCGGUGCCGGCAAGACUGAGAACACGAAAAAGGUCAUUCAGUACUUUGCCAACAUCGGCAGCACUGGCAAACAGUCUGCCGACGGGAAGGGGUCCCUGGAAGAUCAAAUCAUCCAGGCUAAUCCUGUUCUGGAGGCCUUUGGAAAUGCCAAAACUACCAGGAACAACAAUUCCUCACGUUUCGGCAAGUUUAUCCGAAUCCACUUUGGUACCACAGGCAAACUGGCUGGGGCUGACAUUGAGAGCUAUCUCCUAGAGAAGUCCCGUGUCAUUUCCCAGCAGGCAGCUGAGAGGGGCUAUCACAUCUUCUAUCAGAUCCUCUCCAAAAAGAAGCCUGAACUUAUUGAAAUGUUGCUUCUGGUGCCUGAUCCUAACCAUUACCACUGGAUUUGUCAAGGGGUGACCACUGUAGACAACAUGGAUGAUGGGGAGGAGCUGAUAUGCACAGAUGUGGCCUUUGAUGUUCUGGGCUUCACUUCAGAAGAGAAGCAAGGUGUCUACAAGCUGACUGGCGGCAUCAUGCAUUUUGGCAACAUGAAGUUCAAACAGAAGCCAAGAGAGGAGCAGGCAGAGGUAGACAGCACCGAGGUGGCUGACAAAGUUGCUCACCUCAUGGGCCUCAACUCUGGGGAGCUCCAGAAGGGCAUCACCAGGCCCCGGGUGAAAGUGGGCAAUGAGUUUGUGCAAAAAGGCCAGAACUUGGAACAAUGUCAGAACUCCGUUGGUGCCCUGGGCAAAGCUGUCUACGACAAGAUGUUCAAGUGGAUGGUGAUCCGGAUCAACAAGACCUUAGACACCAAGAUGCAGAGACAGUUCUUCAUUGGGGUGCUGGACAUUGCUGGCUUUGAGAUCUUUGAGUUCAACAGCUUUGAGCAGCUGUGCAUCAACUUCACCAACGAGAAGCUGCAGCAGUUCUUCAACCAUCACAUGUUUGUGCUGGAGCAGGAGGAGUACAAGAGGGAGGGGAUUGAAUGGCAGUUCAUUGACUUUGGCCUGGAUCUGCAGGCUUGCAUUGAGCUCCUGGAAAAGCCCAUGGGCAUCUUCUCCAUCCUGGAAGAGCAGUGCGUGUUCCCGAAGGCCACGGAUGCGACUUUCAAGGCUGCCCUCUAUGACAACCACCUGGGCAAGUCACCCAACUUCCUCAAGCCCAAAGGAGGCAAGGGCAAGGGAGCUGAAGCCCACUUUGAGCUGGUGCACUAUGCUGGCACAGUCGGGUACAAUAUUACUGGGUGGCUGGAGAAAAACAAGGACCCUCUGAAUGAAACAGUGGUGGGCUUGUUCCAGAAAUCGGGCAUGUCACUGCUCUGUGUUCUCUUUAAAGAGGAGGAGGCAGCAGCAGGUAUUACCAAGAAGCAGAAAAGAGGAUCUUCUUUCAUGACUGUCUCCAACUUCUACAGGGAGCAGCUAACCAAGCUGAUGACCACUUUGCACAGCACAGCCCCCCAUUUUGUACGCUGCAUUGUUCCCAACGAGUUCAAGCAAUCCGGGGUGGUCGAUGCUCACUUGAUAUUGCAUCAGCUGGCCUGCAAUGGAGUACUGGAAGGCAUCCGUAUUUGCAGGAAGGGCUUUCCUAACAGGCUGCAGUACCCUGAAUUCAAACAGAGAUACCAGGUCCUGAACCCCAGUGUGAUCCCUCAAGGAUUUGUGGACAAUAAAAAAGCAUCAGAACUGCUGCUUGGCUCUACUGGCCUGGGAGACGAUGAAUACAAAAUUGGGCACACCAAGGUGUUCUUCCGAGCUGGAGUGCUGGCCAAGCUGGAAGACAUGCGAGAUGACCGUCUAGCAAAGAUCAUGACCAUGCUACAGUCCCGUGGUCGUGGCUACCUGAUGAGGAUUGAGUACAAAAAGAUGCUGGACAGAAGGCUGGGCCUGAUGGUCGUUCAGAGGAACGUCCGCAAGUUCCUGCAGCUACGCUACUGGGGCUGGUGGAAAUUAUACAACAAGGUGAAGCCUCUGCUGAAUGUGGCCCGACAGGAGGAGGAGAUGAAGCUGAAGGAAGAGGAGCUGAGAAGUGCCAUGUCCAAGACUCAGGAGCUUGUUGAUCGUGUCAAGGAGCUGGAGGAGAAGACUGCCACCCUCAGCCAAGAGAAGAAUGACCUCACCAUCCAGCUGCAGGCCGAACAAGAGAACUUGAAUGAUGCUGAGGAGCGUGUGACCCAGCUCAUGAAAACUAAGAUGGACAUGGAGAGCCAGAUCUCAGAUAUGAGAGAGCGCCUGGAGGAAGAGGAGAGUGCAGCCAGCAGCCUGGGUGCCAACAAGCGCAAACUAGAGGCUGAGCUCAAUGAUCUGAAGCGUGACCUGGAGGGACUGGAAACCACCUUGGCUAAGACUGAGAAAGAGAAGCAGGCGCUGGACCACAGAGUGCGAACUCUGAGUUCAGAUCUCGCUGUCCGGGAUGACACGAUUGCUAAACUUCAGAAGGAAAAGAGGGCUUUGGAGGAACUUCACCAGAAAACUCUAGAUGACUUGCAAGCUGAGGAGGACAAGGUGAAUCAUCUGACCAAAACCAACAGCAAACUUACCACUCAGAUCCAUGAGGUGGAGGACAACUGGGAGCAGGAGAAGAAGAUCCGUGGGGAAGUGGAGAAGGCCCGUCGAAAGGCAGAGGGUGACCUCAAAGUGACCAUUGAGAACCUCAAUGAGAUGGAGCGAGCCAAACUGGAUUUGGAGGAAGUCAUUAAGAAGAGAGACAUGGAAAUCAAUUCUGUCAACUCAAAGAUGGAGGAUGAACAAUCCCUGAAUUCCACGCUGCAGAGAAAACUGAAAGAGCACCAGGCCCGUAUUGAAGAGCUGGAGGAAGAGCUGGAAGCUGAGCGUGCCUUGAGAGCUAAGGUGGAGAAACAGCGCAGUGAUCUCUCCCGUGACCUCGAGGAUCUCUCUGAUCGACUGGAAGAGGCCGGAGGUGCCACUACAGCCCAGAUUGAACAGAACCGCAAGCGGGAAGCUGAGCUGCUGAAGCUGCGGCGGGAGCUGGAGGAGGCAGCCCUGCAGAGUGAAGCGACUGCCUCCACGCUGCGGAAGAAGCACUCGGAUGCCAUGACCGAGAUGGGGGAGCACGUAGAGAACCUCCAGAGGGUGAAGGCCAAGCUGGAGAAAGACAAGCAGGUCAUGAAGGCUGAAAUCGAUGAUCUCAGUGCCAGCAUGGAGUCUCUCCAGAAAUCCAAGCUGAAUUCUGAGGCCCAUGUCCGCAAACUGGAAGACAACUUGGCUGAGGCCAAUGCCCGGCUGUCAGAGAUGGAGAAGAACCAGGCUGAAAUUAAUGCCAUCAGGACCAGGCUCCAAGCUGAAAACAGCGAGCUGAGCCGGGAGCAUGAGGAAGCUCAGAGUAGGCUUACCCAGAUUGUCCGCAUGAAGACUUCCCUCACCUCUCAAGUGGAGGAGUUCAAGAGGCAAAUCGAUGAAGAGUCCAAGUCUCGUAGUACUGCUGUUGUCAGCCUGGCCAACACCAAGCAUGACCUCGACCUGCUGAAAGAGCAGAUGGAGGAAGAGCAAGAGAGUAAAUCUGAGUUGCAGCGCCUGGUCUCCAAGCUCAAUACUGAAGUCACAACGUGGAGGACAAAAUAUGAGACCGACGCCAUUCAAAGAACAGAAGAGCUAGAAGAAACCAAGAGAAAGCUGGCCGCGAGGCUCCAGGAGGCUGAGGAGACAGCUGAAGCUGCUCAGGCACGAGUUGCCAGCAUGGAGAAAGCCAAGCAGAGGCUUCAGAUAGAAGUGGAAGACCUCACUCUAGACCUGGAGAAGGCCAAUGCUGCUUGUGCUGCCCUGGACAAGAAGCAGAGGGCUUUUGAUAAGAUGCUGGCAGAGUGGCAGCAGAAAUGUGAGGAGCUGCAAGUGGAGGUCGAUAAUUCCCAGAAGGAGUGCCGCAUCUACAUGACAGAAAACUUCAAGCUGAAGACAGCCUACGAGGAAGCCCUAGAGCACCUGGAGUCUGUUAAGAAAGAGAACAAGACUCUCCAGGAGGAGAUUAAAGAUCUGAUUGACCAGCUGGGCGAGGGAGGGAAAAGCGUGCAUGAGCUGCAGAAAAUAAAGAAGAAGCUGGAGAUUGAGAAGGAUGAACUGCAGGUGGCGCUCGAAGAAGCAGAGUCUUCCCUGGAGGUUGAAGAGAGCAAACUGGUCCGCAUUCAGCUUGAACUGGCGCAGGUGAAAGCUGAUAUCGACAGAAGGAUCCAUGAGAAGGAAGAAGAAUUUGAAGCUACACGGAAAAAUCACCAGCGUGCGAUUGAGUCCCUACAGGCAAGUCUGGAAACAGAAGCUAAGGGGCGUGCUGAAGCUCUCCGGCUCAAGAAGAAGAUGGAGACAGAUCUGAACGAAAUGGAAAUCCAGCUGGAUCACGCCAACAGGAACAACAGUGAGCUUGUCAAGACCCUGAAAAAACUGCAGCAGCAGAUCAAGGAUCUUCAGAUUCAGAUGGACGAGGAUGCCCGCCAGCAUGAGGAGCUCCGUGAACAGUACAACCUCCAGGAGCGCCGCCUCAGCCUGCUACAGACAGAGCUGGAAGAAGUGCGGUCUGGCCUGGAGGGCAGUGAGCGCUCUCGCAAGCUCCUGGAGCAGGAGCUGGUUGAGAUCACGGAGAGGCACAAUGAACUCAGUGUGCAGAACCAAAGCCUGUUGGUGAUAAAGCGCAAACUGGAGUCUGACCUUCUGCGCAUCACAAAUGAACACGAGGAGAUCAUCAGUGAGUACCGGGCAGCGGAUGAGAGAGCAAAGAAGGCCAUGUCUGAUGCUUCCCGUAUGGCAGAAGAGCUGCGUCAGGAGCAGGAUCACAGCAUGCACCUGGAAAAAAUCAAAAAGAACUAUGAAAUCACGAUAAAAGACCUGCAAGUCAAGAUGGAAGAGGCUGAGCAGUUGGCCCUGAAAGGAGGAAAACGAACUAUCAUGAAACUUGAGACACGGAUUAAGGAACUGGAAACAGAGCUAGACUCUGAGCAGAAGCGCCAUGUGGAAACAGUGAAAAUUCUGCGCAAAAAUGAACGCCGUCUGAAGGAACUGGUCUUCCAAACAGAUGAGGACCACAAAACCAACCAGCGCAUGCAGGAGCUGGUGGAGAAGCUGCAGAACAAACUGAAGACGUACAAGAGGCAAAUCGAUGAGGCUGAGGAGCAGGCUAACCAGAGCUUGGCCAAGUACAGAAAGACCGUGCACGAGCUGGACGAUGCAGAAGAAAGGGCUGGGAUGGCUGAGACUGCUCUAAAUAAACUGCGCACAAGGCACCGCGUCUCCGCCACCAAGGGGUUCACGUCUGUGGAGAUCAUCCAGGUGUCGAAGCCUUCCAAAUCGGCUUCCGAGGAAUAGACCUCUCUGCUCCGACCCUGCAGCAGCGUGUCACACACCUUCCUAACAGCUGCCCAUCGCAAGACUGCUAUUAUAGUGAUGAAAACAGCAGGCUAGAGCUAACAAGGAGAAGCCCACGUGGGAAGAGACAGACAGAGGGAUGGAAACAAGGAAUGUAUGCAGCUCUGUGGGGGAGAGACCUAUCUCUGUGUCACCCCGUGAGAGCUUGAGGCUGCGACUUCCCCUGCGUGUCCUGCACCGUGAAAUCAUAUAGGCAUGUUUGCUGUCAGUGGAAAGGGGUCUGUUGUAACACAGACUUUGCAUUUUCAUGUCAAGGACGGAAGGUGUAAAGUGUCUGUGUGACCUGGGCUGUCUCUUGUAAAUAAUUCUUCACACUAAUAGUCUUAAUGCAUAGUCUUAAUAAAGCUUCCUGGAUGAAAGAGAAACUCAGAAGAGCUGCUGGAUUUAUUUUUGCUUGUAGAAUGAGAAUGGGGGGCUUCAGAUGGUUAUAAGGCAGUGAGACCUGUGCGGGGUGGGAGCAGUAGGAGUCUAGAGGCUGUGGGGACGGUUACAGGGGGGAGCAUCCCUCAUUCUUUCCAACACCUCCCCUGCCUAUCACUUGCCAGUUGAGAGCAGACAGACAGGGAAGGCAGAGCAACCACCCAGCUAAGCAAGCUCACAGCAUCCCCAAUGGCUGGCAGAAAUACAUAUAGCUAUUAGCUAUGCACACAACCUUGCUAAGUUCAGGAAGAAGCAAGGCUAUAGUGCUGAAUAUUUGACACUUUAUACCCAGUGGAUCAUGCCUUAAAUCUGCUCCCAAAGAUGUUCACUGAAGGCUUGGCUCAGUGAAGGAGUUGAGAAUCCCAACUCCCAUUGCCAUUGCUCUUACACACAGCAACAGACCCCUGGCAUUGUGUUCUGAACUGCACCGGGGCCAGGGCAAAGAAAGUGCACACCUGAAGACAGCACUUCCUUAGAGAUAUGAGCAAGCUGAAAAGUAUUUGGAUUAUGUGCCCUUGUCUUCUACUGUAGGCUAUGACCCCUUCACAUAUACUGCACAUAAAUAGAAAUUAGAAUAAGGCACAGCAGCUGUUAGACAGGCCCCAGCGUUAGCUUGCUACAGAACUACAGGAGCAGAAGAGUGGCUUAAAUUGACAGUUAUUAGUUAAGAAAUGCAAACAUGGCAACUUUUUAACAAUCGGGGUGACUAUUUGAGACGAAAAAGGAUGCUCUUGAUCAUUGAGACAGCUGCAAUUGAUUCUGAAAAUGGAUUUCAAUAAAUUAUUAUAAUCCACCUGGCUCCUUCUAGGGAAAUCAUCAGUAGACAUAUCUUGGAAACACCUAAAU